AAGGUUACAUUGAGGCCCUGGUUUGAUGCUUUCUGACCUAUACCCCCGCCCCCGAGCCUGUGUACUGGGAGAAGUUUGCAGGCUUUAACUGCAUUUUCCACUUCACAAGCUUUCUUUUCCUGCUUUGCUGCCCCACCCGGAGCUUCUUCCACUUUUGUGAUGCAAUAAGUGAAAGUGGCUAACCUGGUCUGGGACAUUGCUAUUUUAGAAAGAAGUUGAAACUCAAGACUUGGCAACAAGUGUCAAGGAAAGGCUUUGGGCUUUGCUAAAGGGGAAGGAUUCUAGCAGGGGUCACAGAAGCAAAAAGGAAUAGAAAUCUAAGAAGGAGACAACUUUUACCCCCAGACGAUAUUUUACAAGCAAGGGAACUCGACUUGAAUAAGAGACCUCACAGCACCAUGACUGAGAUCACUGCUGAAGGGCAGGUGUCUGCCACCACCGCAUCUGUGAUAGACAACAAGAAUGGAACCGUCCCUAAACCUUCAUCAGAUGUGCCAAAGAAAUCUGUGGCUGACGACUUAGCUUCCACAUUCAGCUCCCCUACAGCAUUGUUGCUUGUUGUUGCUUUAAUUGUCACCUGGUCAGCUGUUGCCAUUGUCAUGUUUGAUUUAAUGGAUUACAAGAGUUAUGUUGCACCCUAUACACAAUACUGUGAUGACCCCUGUUUACCACCUGGAGCACAUCAGCCUGGUUUCAGCAAAGCACUAAAGGAAGCAGAGAGCCCUAGAGGAGGUAUAAGUAAGCUCGGCUCUGACCCAAUGAAAGUCAUAGAUGAAGUGGUGGAAGAGUCCACUGACUGGAUACACGGUGUCAUGUCGUUACUGUCUGACAUGAUAACGCCUGACGAUGAUGAUGAGGACGACGAAGGUGACACAGAGAAACCACUGAAGAGGAGAGGUGAAGAUAUCAUGGCUGGUGACUAUGAUGGUAAUGGUGACAACGAUGACAGUCAUGAAGACAGCGGUUUUAUAACUGGGAAAGAGGAGGGUGAAGGCAAUGAUGGUGGUGAGGAGGAGGAAGAGGAAGAAGAUGGCGAUGAGGAGGAGGAUGACGGUGAAGCUCAUCCAUCGAAGUGGAAAGCACAACCAGUAAUGAAAAAAAACACCAAAGAAACUACUGAAAGAAAAUCAAGGGAUGAAAAGAAAGCACCACCAAAAGAGGUGAGAAAGGUUAAAGUCACCAAGGCAGAGGAAAAGACAAAGAUGGCAGCAAAACCAGAAAAGAAAGUAGAGAAAGCCAAGAAAGAAAUAAAGGCAGUGGAAAAAGCAAAGCCCAAAGCCAAGCCGAAGCAGGAGAAACCGUUGAAGACAGAAUCAAAAGAUCAGUUUGAGUUCUGUCGCUAUGUGGUUGGCAUGUAUACACAUGAGGAUGUUUCUUCAGGGGUAAAAGCAGCAUUAACUCCAGCCCUGCCUAAAGGAAGCUCCACAACAAAGAACCCAGCAGCACCUGCUGUGAAAGGGCUAAAGGAAGCAGUAACUGCAGCUCUGCCUAAAGAGAACCCCUCUACAAAGAAGCUUGCAGCACCUGCUGACAAAGAGGAAAAGCCUGUUGUCAAGCCCAUGCAAGUCAAAAAAGAAGAACCUAAAAAGAAGCCAACACAAGAACCUAAAAAGAAGCUGACCCCAGAAACUGAAAAAUCAGCAAAAGAUAAACCAAAAGUUAGAACUGCCACAACAAAACCCAAAGCUCAGAAAGUCCCUCCUCCCUCAGCAACAGAACCAGAAAAAAGAAAACAGCUUUCUAGUAGACCAAAGGAAACAAAAGUUGAAAAGAAACCUACCACAAAGCCAAAGGAAACUAAAAAAACCGAGGAGGUUCUCGUUCCAAAAGUUGCUCAAGCUAAAGUGGAAAAGCUAGAAAAGAAAGAAGCUAAAGCUGAAAAGGUGGUGAAGAAAGAAGGUAAACCACAAAAUGUUGUAAAGAAAGAAGUUAAACCCCAGAAGGAGAAAGCUCCUGCCCAUGUAGAAAAGGAAAAGUCAAAAGAUGAAGGAAAAAAAACAGCAAAACCUGAAGUGGCAGAAGAAAAAGCUAGUCCACCACCUGCAAAGAAAGCUGAAAAGGAAAAAACCAAAACAGCAAAGCCUGAAGUUGCAAAGCAAAAAGUCAGUCCAGUACCAACAAAGAAAGCACCACAGACAACAAAGGAAGUAAAGUCUUCAAAAGCUGCAGAACCAGCAUCACAGACAAAGAAGGAAGUAAAGUCUUUAAAAGCUGCAGAACCAGCCAAAGCAUUGAAAACCGAAGAGCACAAAGAAUCAAAACCUGAAAAGGAGAAAGCAAAACCUGCAGCUGUUCCUCAGGGAAAAGAAGAAAAGGUGAAGGAAGUGAAACCUCUUUCUCGUGCUGCUGAAGCCAAGCCAACAAGAAGCCAUCCACCAACAAAGACACCACCACUAACAAAAGCACCCCCUCCAAAGCAUGAAGCUGUAAAACAGGAAAAAGCUGUGCCUCCUGCCAAACCAGUGUAUGUUUCCCAAACAGAGCCUGAAGCUACAAAAGAUGAGAAGUCUGCUAGGACAGAAGAAAAGGUGAAGGAAGUGAAACCUCUUCCUCGUGCUGCUGAAGCCAAGCCAACAAGAAGCCAUCCACCAACAAAGACACCACCACUAACAAAAGCACCCCCUCCAAAACAUGAAGCUGUAAAACACGAAAAAGCUGUGCCUCCUGCCAAACCAGAGCCUGAAGCUACAAAAGAUGAGAAGUCUGCUAGGACAGAAGAAAAGGUGAAGGAAAUGAAACCUCUUCCUCGUGCUGCUGAAGCCAAGCCAACAAGAAGCCAUCCACCAACAAAGACACCACCACUAACAAAAGCACCCCCUCCAAAGCAUGAAGCUGUAAAACAGGAAAAAGCUGUGCCUCCUGCCAAACCAGAGAAACUAGCGGAGGCAGAGAAGAAACCUGCUAAAGAUGAAAAACCAAAAGAUCCGAAAUCUACAAAACCAAGAAGUAGCAUGCCAUACUUCCAAUGUGUUUUUGUUGAUGGAAACAAUGGCUACCCCUUCACACCCAGCCAGAGUCUACCUGUGAUGCCCAAAUCAUCAGAAAAGAAGACACGGUCCCCAGGGCAUUAGGACAUAAGAGACUGAGGGAUUGUGGAAAGUGUGCACUGCAAGCCUUGUCCUGAGGUUUGUGUAACUGCAGCAGUGUGAUCCAGGUGGAUCAUGUUUUUACUGUAUGAGGAUACAGGAGGCUGGCUGGAUGAACAGUUUGUUUUUUUUUGUUUUUUUUCUAGAAAAGAUAUAUAGGCUUUUUUGAGGGCUGGAGUAUUUUAAAUACUCUUUUCCAAUUUAAACGGUUGUGGUGCUAAUUUUGUAUUGCAUUUUUUUUUUCUGUGUUUAGCUGUCAAUGUGUAUUGUUUAAUUCUAAAAGGAGUUACAUUUGACUAAGAUUGUAAGUGCAGCCUCUUGCUUGCACAGCUCUAAUACUACUGUAUAAUUCUAUAGAAAUAAAUGAAUCAAACAUACCAUUAUAACAGCUGGUAUAUGGCAGUUGCAGCUGGUGUUGCUAUUCUGACCAGGGACUUGAAAACAUCCUUUUAAUUUCAAUAGCUAUUUAAUUAGCAGACAACACAGAAAAGAAAUAGGUGCAGAUAAUGUGUAGUUGAUGAGUCUGCCUCUAGAGGUGACUUCUGCUUUUAAAACAUCCCUAUCUUAAUUUCAACAUUGGAGUGACAGUAAAAAAUCCUAAAACUUUUUUUAAAUAUUUUUGUAAUUCAACAUGACAAGUUUGGUGGUUGGAUUUUAAUUCGAUUUUCUAUAUUCUAAAUUACUUCUCUUACUGCUAUGCAACAAUGAACUGAUCGGUGUUGUUGAUUGAACAGAAAGUUUUACUUAAUGUAUGUAUUUUACAACAAUACUGAUACAUAAAAAAUAUGAUUUAUUUUGUAUAACCUAUAGUUAGGGACCAGCCAACCAAUAGAGAUACUGUGAAUAGGUAUUUUAAACAUCUACAAUUCUCAUAGUUUACAGACAGGUGUCCGAGAGAGGUUUUAGUUACAUCACACAAAGACAGUGCUCUGGUGCCAAUGCAAAUACUAUGUUAGCUCCAAAUUAAAUUAACUGUUGGUUCAGUUUAGCACAUUGCAAACUGUGAAACCUUAAAAUAGGUGAUGUUCUUGCUGUCUAUUCCUGUCAUUGUUAGGAGUUGUAAAUAUAUUUCAAAGUGCUGUCUUUUUAUUUUUUGUGCCUUUUCAAUGUGGUGAAAUUUUAGUUUUUGUGUAAAAAUGUAUUUGCAGUUUCUUACUUGAUGGGUUGCAGACAAAUAGCUGUAUCAAUGACUGUAGAUACUUUUUUUGCACACAAAAAAUACUGGACAGACAGUGCUGAACUUGCAAACUCCUGGAAGCAACACUGUUAUAGAUUAAAGGUGUAUCAUCAUAGUUGUGGAGCUGUUUAUCCAGGCAGUUUUAUAUACCCUAACCACCUGAGUCUAUGUCUUACAACAUAGCUGCUGUAUUACGAUCACAUGGUUAUUUUGAGCUACAAUAUAGACAUUGCAAUAUUUCACAAUAGUUUCUGAACAUUAUAAGAACUUGUGUUCAUUGCAUGUAACCCAGCCAAUGGGGAAAAUGUUACCAUUGAUUUCAAACCUAAUGUAUCUAAAAUCCUAUCCAUGUGCAUGGCUUGUCUAGAGGGAAAGCUGUUUCCAUUAAAAUGUUAUAUAAAGAUG
Molecule: messenger RNA, 4668 nt
Organism: Polyodon spathula (Mississippi paddlefish)
Lineage: Eukaryota; Metazoa; Chordata; Actinopteri; Acipenseriformes; Polyodontidae
Gene: trdn
Product: triadin
Exons: 48
Coding region: 399-3071 (890 amino acids)
Cellular component (GO): membrane; sarcoplasmic reticulum
Molecular function (GO): signaling receptor binding
Source: RefSeq, a predicted model, not a curated record